AUAAUCUACAUUAUUCUAGAUCAUUAGACAUUAGAAUUAGAUCUAAAUCUAGAAAAGGAAGAAUCCGAAGAUCUAAUAAAAAUAAUAUUAUUACUAAUAACUAAUUCUAUAAGAUUAUCUAGGUCUAGAUCUAUAAAUAACUCAGUAUAUAGAGAUUAAAUCUAUCACUAUCUACUGAUGUGGAUAAGUGAUCUUACAUGCUUCUAAAGGCUUAGUCCCUAUGUAUCAGUAUAUCUGUGACUGAGUCUCAUUAAGUAAUAUUAUUAUUAUGAUCAUCAUGGUGAUGAUAUAGAUAUCUAGAGUUAGCAGAAUCUAGCUAGACUCUAGAAUUAUAGAAUUUUCUUAAUAACUUAAGUCUUAAGCUAGAUCUUGUAGAUCUACUAAGAUUAAAGAUUCAAGAAAUAGUCUCUUUUUUGUACUGGCUUGGCUUAGCACCCUUUAUAAAAUCAAUCAUGAAGGCAAUGCGGUGUACCAAUUGUAAUAAAAGAUAUGGUAACACUCACUUCAAUGCUGCUUCUAAGGUUGCAUCUAAACAGCCCUUGAUUCUGAAAUGUGGGCACACGUUUUGUGAAUUAUGUUUAACACGUAAAUUGGAAAAAAAUGAAUCAUAUGUGUACACAUCUCAAGUGCAUUGUCCAACGUGUACGAAAGUUACAUUUCUACAAAAUGGCUUAAAAGAUUUGCCAUUAGAUGUUUAUCUUUUAUCUUACAUAGAUAUCAAUCAACAUGCCAAGCUUGAUAGUCAACUUGCACAUCUUUCUCAAGUUUCUCUAUGUCCAAAUAGAGCUUUAAUACAAAAGGAAGAAGAGUCACAAUUUUGUUAUAAUGUUAAACAAAAAAACUUUUUUUGUAAGGUGUGCAAAAGCAGAAAUUAUAUUUAUAAAUGUGAUGACUGUGAAAGUUUAUUGUGUCAUACUUGUUUUCAAAAAGUUCAUGCCAUAUCUGCUCAAAUGGAAGAACACAAGCCAGUGCCUUUCCAAAUUUCAACAAACAUUUCAAAAAAUAAAAAGGAUUUAGCUUUAGAAACAAUCUGUAAAGAUCACAAUCGCCCUAUUGAAUAUUUCUGCCAAGAUGACUCAUUUUCAAUCUGUUCACGUUGCUACAUUUUAGGGGAUCAUAAAAAUCAUUCAAUCAUUUCUUACGAAGAAAAAAACAAGAGUGUUAUAAAUGAUAUUGACAGCGAAUUGAAAAGAGCUGUUGAUGUUUUAGACUUUUUGAAUAAAAUAGACAAACAAAUUACUCAGACUCUUCCAGUAGUUAAAGAUGAAACUAAAUCAGUCAUAGAGAGCAUCAACACAAGUUUUUUGACUCUUCAUGCAUUACUACAAGUAAGAGAAAUGGAGUUGAUUAACUCUUUGACAUAUUCAUUAAAGGAAAAUUUGCUACACAUAGAAGAACAAAAGUUACUUCUUUCUAAAGAAAAAACUUUAUUAGAAGCAGCAAUUAAAGAUGCAAACAAACUAAUUGAAAAUAAUGCAUUAUUAAUAGAUGCAGAGACUUUACUUGAGAUACUCAAAGGUGCUAAAAAAAUCCCUUGCAUUGUUGAUAAAAAGAUAGAAGCAGACAUUGAACCCAUUAAUUGGGUUGAAUCCAAUUGUAACAACUUGUUACAGUCUAUAAAUGCUUUUGGGGAAAUCAAGGGAAAGCAACAGUUACUUAUUGAUUUUAAAACUCUAGAGGAAGCUGGGAACAUAAGCAGUGAGAAUGCUAAAAUCAGUAUUAAAUCUAAUGAAACUGAUGCAAAUAAACAUACUGUUAUGGACAUUGCUGUAUCUGUUUCCACUUUGGAAUAUAAUGAAACUUCAGUUUCUGCUAGAGCCAAUAAUGAAAGUGAUAAAACUUCAGAUCUAAAUACCAAAGACUUUACAGAAAAAAUAACUAUAUCAGAAUGCUCCUCUCAUUUCAUAAUAAAAGAUAACAGUAACUUAACUGUCAAAGGAUUACCACAACAUGUAAUUGUAACUCACAUCAGGUCACCUAACAACUUUUAUGUACAGCUACAAAGUAGCAAAGCACAGUUGUUUACACUAUCUCAAAGUAUAAAUUCAUGGUGCCAACGAGAGAUGGGAGCCAAGAAAAUUCCUUUUGCUGUUGCAAAAAAUAUGUUUGUUUUGGCACGAUACUCUGCUGAUAAAAUGUGGUAUAGAGCAAGAAUAAUUGAUGUGUAUGAGUCAAAACAUGGAGAAGGACAACUGAAGAUAUUGGUAACAUACAUUGACUUUGGAAAUGAAGAAGAAGUUUGUUUAAAAGACCUGUGUAAAAUGGAAAAAAGAUUUGCAAAAGUGCCUGUCUUUGCAAUUCAUUGUUCACUGUUUGAUAUUGCACCUUAUCUUGAAAACAAACCUUGGUCACUAGAAGCCAUUCAAGAUUUUCAUCAAAUGACUCAAAAUCAUAUAUUUCUUCUUUCUGUGCUAUCAAAGCAAGGUGAGCUACAUGAAGUUGACUUGGUAUUCAUGCCCACAGAAAAUGUUCUCGAUGAUGGUUUUGUGUCAGUCAGAGACAUAUUAGUUUUUUUAGAAUUAGGAAGAUUCAAGAUGUUUAGCAAUGAGGCUCUGAAUAUUCCACAAGCAGCAUCAUAUCAAAAGGUUGAUUUUAUUCAGCCAAAAGCUUUGACAGUUGGUUCAACAUUUGAUGUUAUUGUCACAUGUGCAAUUUCACCCUGGGACUUCUUUGUAGCCCUCACAGACUCUGGCCAAGAUUAUUAUAACACAACAUUUCAACAGAUGCAGGAAGUGUACAACAAAGACUUUACUAACACAUAUGGUCUCUACUAUCCUCGAGCUGGCAAUGUCUGCUCUGUAAAGAAUGAAAAUAAUAAAUGGUAUAGAGGCAGGAUCCUUUCUUCAUCAAAAAACAAACAGGCAACUGUAAACUAUGUUGAUACUGGCGCUGUCCAAGUUGUGACUUUUGAUCAUUUAAAAAAAUUACAUUGUGACUUCUUGAAACUUCCUGUUCAGGCUGUACAUUGCAAGCUGUCUGCCAUUUGUCCGUUAGAUGGUUCAUCCACAAUCACUGAAGAAAAUUGGUUUCAAAAAGUUGUCCUGGGGUCUGAAGCAUGCAUCAAAGUUAUGAAGUGGAGUAACUUUGCAGAAGUAUUUCUUUGGCUUGGAAAAGAAACAGAUACAGUUGUGUGUGAAAGUAUCAACAAUAAAUUAGUUGAAAUGAAUUUAGCAAAAAAUGUUGAAUUACCUUCAAUAAAGCAAAGCACUCUUUUUGAUAUCGAUGAUGUAAAAAAAGAAAAGGAAUUACAACUAUGUAGCCUUGAUGAAGGGAAAAAUAUUUUAGAAAAUACAAGUCCACCUUGUACACCAGAGGAUCAAGAAAAUUUAAUUGCUGUACAAGUCAACACUUCUUCAGAAAUCCACCAUAAUGAAUUGCCAAUUAAUCCAGAGCCAGAUUUGAAUAAUUUUAAGAAAUUCAGAAAGCAAAAAGCAAAUGUUUACUCUAAAUCAAACUUGAAGGAUGACCUUAACAAGGAACUUCCCCAAGAAAAUCAAAGCUCUGUUAAAAUCAUCUCCGAUUCAUCAAAGUCUUUCACACUUUCUUCUUGUAUUAAAGUGCUAAUGUCUUUUUAUAAAAGUCCAUCUGAUUUUUAUGUACGGAUUAUUGAUAAAGAAGACAAUCUAAAAAAGCUAAUGGAAGGUCUACAAGCUUUCUAUGCAGGAUCUAUUCAUGAAACUUCUAUUAGAUGGAAAGUAAAUGAUUAUUGCACUGCAAAGUUUUCAGAUAACAAAUGGUAUCGCUGCAAUAUCAUUGAAAAGUUAUCUGAUCAUGAAUAUGUCCUACAUUCAGUUGAUUAUGGCUAUGAACAUAAGCUUGAAAGCUGUGACAUGAGACGUCUAACAAAUGAAUUUGGGACCAAGCUAGAAUGUACAGCAGUUAGAUGCCAUUUAGCUGAACUGCUUCCAGCAGGUUCAAUGGAUAAGAAUAACUGGUCUAAAACUGCCGGUGAAUAUAUGUAUCAAGCAAUAAAGGAUAAGAUUCUAUACAUUAAACAAGAAGGUGAUCCAACAGAACUUGGUUUGCCUGUUGAUAUCAUUAUGGAGGAAGAGAAGCCAGAAACUGCAUUUGAUCCUGCAACUCACUCUUAUCAUUCUUUGCGUCAGUGUAUUCUGAAACAAGGUCUUGCUAUGCCUGCCAAAAAAUCUCUAUCCAAUAAAAGUCAUAGUGAUUUGAUAUUGAACAGAAUAAUAUAUGAGGUUGAUGGUCAACACAAUGAACAUUUAGUGCCAUCUGAGUUGUCUGAAGCAAAUGUUAAAGCAAGAUCAGAGAAAGUUACCAAAAGUGAACCAUUUUUACCUUGUAGUUUUGAAAAUAGUUUAAGUACAGAUGAAGGUGAAAACACUAAAACUGGUGUGAUAAAUAACUUGGAUUUUUGUUCUAAAAAUGACAAUGUCUUUCAAGUACCAUUCCCACCUUUACCAUCUGUGGGAUCUACACUGUCAGUUGUAGUUACCCACAUCACAGAUGAUGGAGUAAUUUGGUCACAACCUAUAUCUUGGUCAUCUGAUGUUACUCAGCUGUGUCAAGAGCUGUUGAAUAUAUUUGGAGCUUUCAACUCAAAGUCAAUAAAACAGAACAUGAUAGUCUGGAGAAUAGGAGACAUAUGUGUAUCACCAUUCGAAAAUGAUAAACUCUGGUACAGAGCUGAAAUUAAAGAUAUCUGCAAAUGCAGGGCUGAGGUAUUUUACCUAGAUUUUGGUAAUUCUGCAUGGGUAAAUCUGAUAGAUCUAGAAAAGAUACCUUCCCAUCUAGUUGACAAACAUAGAAUGUGUUACAGUUUGAAACUUGAUGACAUUUCAUUAUUUCCAACUCCUGUUUUGAAUCCGUCAACAAUAAAAGAAAUAAACAAACUAAUCAUUUCUGUGGAAAGUAAUAUUGUGGUCAGAGAUAUUGAAGAAUCAACUCAUCUAAUAACUGUGGACUUAUCUCGUGCUGAAGAUGGCUUCAAUUUAAUAGAGUAUCUGAUCAACAAAGGUGAGGCUUUGUGCAUCAGUGAGGAUAGGCACAUUCUUGCACAUAGCAGGAUGAUUGGACAAGCAUUUCAUAGCAUCUCUCAGUGCCCUCAGCUAGAAUUUGUUCACUUAAAUGACAUCUUUAAAGCACAAAUAACUCACAUUGAGAGCCCUGAUGUAAUUUAUUUGCAACCAGCCUUAGUUGAUUCUUCAGAUCAAGAUAUCAGAUGGAAUAGCAAAAUUCUAAAGUUUGAAAAAUUUAUGGAGAAAAUAAAUGAAAACUCUAAGCCUAUCGUUAAAGACAUGACAUUUGAAGAAGGAAAAUUAAUAGAAGGUAAUUACACUGAAGAUAACAGAUGGUACAGAGCUGUACUUGUGAAAAAUUAUCCUCAUUGUAAUAUGUGUUUAGUUAUUUAUUUUGAUUUUGGCACAACAGAACUCCUACCAUAUGACAGACUAAGACCAAUGUGUCCAGAGGCCUAUGACAUUCCAGUCAUGGCUUGGAGGUGUCAUCUACCACUAUUACCUCCAGAGAAAUAUGAACAAAAGUGGACCUCAGAGAUUCAGCACAAUAUACGUGAUCGCCUUUUUGGCCUUCCUGUUAUUGCCAGAGUAGUCAAGUUGAAGCCCAAAACAGUCCUGUUGUUUGAUGGCAUUGAUAGCAACAUCAACCUACUAAAAGCUAUGGUUGAUGAAGGAAUUGUUCAGCUUGCUAGUGUUCAAUCUGAUGAGCAGUGUGAUCAUGAAGAAGUUCAAGUUUCAAAGCUUUAUCACAUAGCUGAUAUUGAUUGUCAGCUAACAGAACAGGAAUAUCAAGAAAUUGAGAAUUUAGUGUGUAAUGCACCAGAUUUACCAUUUAUAAAAGAUGAAAAGCCAUUUUGGAGCUUAGGCUAUGAAAAUCUUCUAACUAAAGAACAAAGAAGAGAAAUGAUUGUUUAUUUGGCAAGAUUAUUAUUUUACAGCAGAAAAAGACAAUUUUAAACAUUUCUUUUUUUUUUUUCAGUCUAAUAUUAAUUUUGUUUCCUUUUUUUUUUUUAAACCUAUUCUGAAUUUGAUUCAAUAAUUUUUCAUUUUUUCAUAUAACGUUAAAUGUAUCCUUUUCUAUUUUGUAAUUAUGUUGUCUAUAUUUAUUUCCUCAUUUAUUUAUGAGGGAAAAACUUUUCUUUAAAGAUAAGCUAGCUUCUUGUCCAUGCUUACAUUUUAUUUUUUUAUUAGGGCUAAAUAGAUCUGAAUAUCUGGUGAAUUUGUUAGCACAUUUACUUGUUGAGUUAAUAAAUUUGAAUAUUGUUA
Biomphalaria glabrata is the source of this 6245-nucleotide messenger RNA. RefSeq names its product RING finger protein 17-like. Gene Ontology annotation, molecular function: zinc ion binding. The transcript has 18 exons. Lineage: Eukaryota; Metazoa; Mollusca; Gastropoda; Planorbidae. The coding region runs from base 453 to 5936 and encodes 1827 amino acids. The record is from RefSeq and is a predicted model, not a curated record.